AUGGGUUCGCUCGGCAGCUUCCUCUUCGUAUACGUGCUCGGGGGAAUCACCUUCGUCCCGCUGGUCCUGUGCUUGGUCCUGCUCCAUGCCUAUCUAACUCUCCCCUCGGCCCCGGCGCCUCGGCAAUCAUGCGAUCCCGCGCCCGACCACGUCCACCAGCCGACCGAUGACGAGUAUAGUCUCAAGUCCGGCACUGACCAGCUGGCCGAGCAGUUCCACCGCUCGCACGAAUCCGAUGUCGCUGCCGGCUACUUUGCCGUCUGCCGAGAAUAUGUCCCUGGCGGUGUCAAUGGGAAGCCCCCGGAGAGAACCACCCCGACCGGCGAGGUUGUCGCGACCGAGAGUCCGAGCGUCUAUCAGGCCAUGUACCGGAGCUUGUUCGAUCGCAAACAAGCCCCUAGUAUUGAACCGGCCAAGUCGAAUGGAAAGAAUACCAAGCGGGCGCGGAAUGUCUUCUACAUCGUUCUCCGACAUGGUCACUUGAUGCUUUAUGACGAUGUUAACCAGGUCGAAGUGCGCUAUGUCAUCUCUCUUGCUCAUCACGAUGUGUCCAUAUAUGGCGGCGAGGGCGAUAUCCCGGAGGGAGAGUUAUGGCUCAAGAGGAACGCCGUUUGUCUCUCCCGGCGGCUGGAUUCGCUGGGGGACCUGGGAGGGCCGACGCCGCCGUUCUAUCUGUUUUCGGAGAACUUGUCGGAGAAGGAGGAUUUCUAUUUUGCCAUGCUGCAGAACCAGACCCGGAUGUGGGACUCGGCCGAUCGCCCGCCCAAGUACCAGGAGUUUGAUGUCAAGCAUAUUGUCACCCUGGUUCGGCGUCUGCAUUCCUCUGAGGAGCAGCUGCAGACACGGUGGAUCAAUGCGAUUCUGGGCCGCUUGUUUCUGGCUCUGUACCAGACGCCCGAGUUGGAGGAGUUCGUUCGCGGUAAGAUCGCGAAGAAAAUCUCGCGGGUCAACAAGCCGAACUUCAUCAGCAAGAUUGGCCUGCACAAGAUUGAUAUGGGAGAAGGUGCUCCGUUCCUCACCAAUCCGCGACUCAAGGAUUUGACAGUUGACGGCAACUGCUGUGUCGAGACGGAUCUCCAGUACACUGGCAACUUUCGGGUCGAGAUAUCGGCUACCGUGCGUAUUGAUCUGGGCCCUCGUUUUAAGGCCAGGGAGGUCGACAUCGUGCUGGCGGUCGUGCUGAAGAAGCUCGAAGGCCACCUGUUGGUCCGCUCCAAGCCUCCGCCAAGCAAUCGGUUCUGGAUGUCCUUCGAAAACAUGCCGAAGAUGGAGAUGGACAUCCAACCCAUUGUCAGCUCCAAACAAAUUACCUACAGCCUCAUUCUCCGCACGAUCGAGAGCAAGAUUCGCGAAGUGGUAGCCGAGAGUAUUGUCCUGCCGUUUUGGGAUGAUACCCCAUUUUUAGACACCUUUGGCCAGUCCUUCCGCGGCGGCAUCUGGCAGCAGGGUAUACCCCAACCGGACGCGGAUGUAGAAAUUCCUGAUGAUUCCGGUGCCCCGAUGACCCCGAAGAGUGUGCGCCGGGACUCGGUCGAGGUGCUGAAAUCCAAAGAUGAUCGGACUAUGAGCAUGCCCGUUCUUUCUGAGCCGAAUCCAGCAAAUCUGAAGUCGCGCAAAGGACCAAAGUCGACUACUUCAGACUUGCAAUUUCCUCAUUCCACUGCGGCCUCCACUGGUAUCGAGAGAUCUGACAGCCUGCCAUUACCUCGGGCCAUUCGAUCCCAGACCUUCUCCCAUGCAGCCGAUCCUAUUGUUACGGCGGACAAUGCCAAAGUUGACAAAGUCAUGCCCGAGGGCAAAGGUGACGAGAAGAGCAAUGCCACCAGUGCAAUGAUUGAGAUAUCAAACCGUUCUCCGCCUGCAUCUCCGAACCGAACUCCGAGCAGCUCGCCGCCCACGGGUGGCAUCACGAUGCCAGAGAACGCGGUCCACAGCCGCUCGUCCUCGAUCGCCGAGUCUAUUGAUGGCGUUGGGUUUGUGAAUGACCAGGUCAUCCAGAGUCACUCUUCAGCUCGUCUCGACAACAGUUCUUUCUCCAGCCUGAGAUCUUCGCGGGGGAGUUCUACUACCUCCGUCGUCAGCGAAAAGCCCCGGCGGCGCAGUACCAUCGAAAACAUUACCCAAACGCUGACGCCGGCGGUGACUGACAACAAGUCCCCGAGCACUCUCACCAUUGGAACUGCCACAGCCGCCGCAAAGAAAUGGGGCUGGAAUGUUUUUGGUAAAGGAGGCCCGAAUGCGAGUCAGGAACCAUCACGGGCUCCCCCGGCACCCCCGACCAGCCCAUUGGACGGGGCCAUCCCCAUCUCCCACCGGGUGCCCCUCUGCCUCGCCCCGACAGACCAGGUGCAGCCAAUGCCUCGGAGAAAACCCAUUCCUCCUAUGGCGCGCACCGACAGUGGCACCGAUGAAUUGCUGGUGGUUGAAGCCCCCCAGGACUCCGGACCCGAUAGCCCGGUGGGACAAGUGGACUCGGAUCAAAUUCCAAUGGACCAAACUCCUGAGGAUAGCGAUGGCUCUGCGAAAGAUGCCACAAAAGAUGCCACAAGUCCCGGGUGGGAAGAUGAGAGCCCGGACAUUCAGCCGUUGCAGUCUGUAGACCAGACACCCUUCUCGACGCCAGGCAGCAGUGAGGUCCUUCCACCCAGUGCUAAAGUGGAAAUACCAUCGGCCUGA
Molecule: messenger RNA, 2676 nt
Organism: Penicillium alfredii
Lineage: Eukaryota; Fungi; Ascomycota; Eurotiomycetes; Eurotiales; Aspergillaceae
Product: SMP domain-containing protein
Exons: 3
Coding region: 1-2676 (891 amino acids)
Biological process (GO): phospholipid transport
Cellular component (GO): ERMES complex; endoplasmic reticulum
Molecular function (GO): lipid binding
Source: RefSeq, a predicted model, not a curated record